This is a messenger RNA of Haliotis rufescens (red abalone), 1540 nucleotides long. RefSeq names its product beta-1,3-galactosyltransferase 5-like. The transcript has a single exon. Gene Ontology annotation, cellular component: membrane. Bases 143 to 1405 code for a protein of 420 amino acids. The record is from RefSeq and is a predicted model, not a curated record. Gene Ontology annotation, molecular function: hexosyltransferase activity. Lineage: Eukaryota; Metazoa; Mollusca; Gastropoda; Lepetellida; Haliotidae.
AGAGGCCGUUGAACAUUGCCUGUUGGUUGUCGUCAGCUGUGUGUUGAAGAAAAGGAACAAGACCGGAAUUUGUGAACGAAUAUGAAGAUAUGAACUCAGACAGGACAACUGUGAAGACAGCGACCUUGGUGAAAAUGAGGCCAUGAUGCCCCCCUCAGGUACCGAACUGAAAGUAAUUUUUACUUUAAUUUUUUCAACUUUAGAUCUCAUUUCGUUAAAAAAGACAGCAAUGGGUCGUAGUUGUUGUUCGCGUAGGUUAAGACUAAUAUUAUUCAUCAUAAGUGUGACAGCACUGAUGGUUUGGAAAUGCAAAUCAUUAACUUCCAAUGUGAAGAGUGAGAAUGCUACUGAGAGCCCAAACAUCGUAAGCCUUCGUGAAAGCAACAUCACUACGUCUCGACAAGGUGGCGUCACGGUAUCGCGGUAUGGCGUCCUAAAUACGUCAUCGAUAGAUGACGUCGGCAAAUGGUUCGACAACCAUGACGCGGAGGAAGAUGUGUUGUUGAAUCUACAUCAGUUUCAGUACAAACUUCAGUCUGAUAUUUGCAGCAGACAUAAGCCUGACGCCAUCGUGCUUGUCAGUACUGCUGCCGAUCAUUUCAGAGCCAGAGAUUUCAUCAGACAGACAUGGGGGGCGGCCAAACAUAUCGGAAGUGUGUCGUUGUCUACUGUAUUUUUCGUGGGCUUGCCAUACACGAAUAGCCUUAAACCCGUGGAUCGCAGUAGUGAAAAAGGAAUGCUUGAUUUGAAUGAAACGUCUACGGGACUAAAUCAACAGGAUCAUGGUCAAGGCCAGGUUCCACCCGAGGUUCAAAGACUUCUGGAAAGCGAGGCAUCAACAUAUGGCGACAUUGUGCAAGGUAACUUUGUCGACUCGUACCAUAAUUUGACCUACAAGCAUAUUAUGGAGUUAGGAUGGGUGGGGUCACACUGUCCGAAGGUGAAGGUCAUUGCGAAGAUAGACGAUGACAUUAUGUUGAAUGUGUAUAACCUUGCACAAUUUGUCCGAAGAAAUGUGGAUUUGACACGCUCAUUUUACUGCUUUGUGAUGGAAAGGAAGCGGCCGUUUAGGCUUCUGGGAACGAAGUGGCAUGUAUCUGAGAAGGAGUAUCCCUUUAAGGAAUAUCCGACAUUUUGUAAAGGAUUUGGUUACCUUAUGUCACCGGAAGUCGCCCGAACUCUCUACGCAGCAUCUCGCUUCAAGCGAUUCUAUUGGAUAGACGACGUAUUCGUCACAGGCAUACUUUCAAAGGGUAUGGGACUGACGUUUCUCCCGCUGGAAAAGGAACACAGCUACAGGACAGACAACAGCAGUAUCUCUGACAGGCUUUUUGUUGACAUUGCUGCACACAGUGACGGUUAUUCAUUAUGGAACACCAUUAAAUCAAAAAGUCAAUUAUCUUAAAACAGUUUUUUGGAUUCGUCGGUACUUGAUGCCAAUCCGAGAUUUGUCUAAUGUCAUAAAAUCAAAUAUUUUACGCUCGGCGGUUCGAUCUCUGGCCGCGUCAUACCAAAAUACGUUAAAACAUGGUACUUGUUG